CAAUCAGAACAACCAUUUUCAGGUUUGUACAUAAUGGAGGCUGUCACUAACACAUUUGAAAGUGUAAAAGCGGCGAUCUUAUCAGCUCAUGAAAGCACCACAUCAGUAGAAAAAGUCAACUUCUACAACUCCUGGGCAGAGAACUAUGAUCAGGAUGUGGCUCUUCUGGACUACCGUGCACCAAGUCUGGCAGCAAAAAUCAUCUCCUCCCAUUUCAGCAGUGAUCGUGAAGCAGCUGUAGUGUUGGACGUGGCCUGUGGUACAGGACUGGCGGCCAAACGGAUGAAAAGACAUGGAUUUGGACAUUUUAUGGGCAUCGAUGGAAGCGAGGCUAUGUUGAAGUUGGCCAGAGAAAGUGGGUUGUACCAGGACCUGAAACAGUUCUUGCUGGGAGAGGGGCCGCUGCCUGUCCAGUGGGGUGUGUUUGAUGUGGUUAUGAUCAUUGGAGCACUGAGUGUUGGUCAUGUCCCUGUUGAUGUCGUCAGAGAGUUGUGCAAGUCCACCAAACCAGGUGGUUACAUUUGCAUGACAACCAGAAGUAACCAUGACAAUGUGGAAUACAAAGCGGCCCUGGAGCGUGAGCUCAAGCAGAUGGAGGACGAAGGGCUCUGGACUUGUGUAGAGGUGGCUGAGGUGAAAGACUGGGAGAGAGCGGUGUCACAGCAGGAGGACGGAUACAUAUCUGGAGCCGUGUACCUCUAUAAGAAACUAAAGCUUUAGCAUGUUGCACAUCAAUGUAGAUGCAACAUCGCAGCAGCAAAGGUACAAAACAACUUUAGAAGAUACAAAAUAUAAAAAUAAUUCACUUUACUCAUUAUAAAACAAGUGUUCCUUUUUAAAUGAACAGUAUUACAGGUCAGGGAGCACAAAUGUCAGUGACGUUCAAACUGGAAAAGUGGUGAAAUAAAGCACUCUCUAAACAGUAUGCAUACUAAAUCCUUAUUUUUGAGUGUAAUACAUAAAGAAAAUGGAGGUGCUGUAUUUGUUAAUAUACUAUAUAUAAUGUGUGUGUUUGUGUGGGUGUGUGUGUACACAGAUAUACAGUAUUUGGGCAUAGGGCUGUCAAAAGAAGAUGGUUGAGAUUACAAUGUUACUUACAGACUUGCAAGAAAAAUACACUUGUGGUUGUUGAUGAAUGUGCUGGGGGUGGAUAAUACAUGCCAAUUACAUAAAAAGGUGUUGCUAUUUGAAAAUGUCUUGAAUAUGUUUGUAAUCAGAUUAUAUACAUUAAAACAUAUCUUGUAUAAUAUGGAUGGAUGGAGGGAUGAAGAGUCCAUUUAUUUUGAUCUGACAAGGUCUGGUGUGUUUGAGUGCACCACUGACCAAAGGAUGGCAGUGUUUUUCAAGUGGCCUACUGGUGCUGGGCAGCCAAAUAUUGUUAAAACCCACUGAACUUAAUUUAAAUAUUUUGACUUACUUCAGUGUAGUUUUAUUCAUGUUUAUUUCAUGUAUCUACACAAAGUCUCCUCUAAAGUUAGACUUUAGGGCAACUGGCAUUAUUAAAUUAUGACUAGCCAAUGAUGCUGUUGCACAUUUGAAUAAGCAAAACCCAAAUAACACAUGUUCCAAAAACAUGAUUCACUGAAACUGAAUCUGAAUGUUGUACAAACACACUGCGUCUCCCUCCUCUAACCCUGCACAACUCUGCGGUAAACACACUCUCUGUCAAACCAGUUGGACCUGUACAUUUGAAUAGCAAAAGCUGAAAGUCCAGUAGGAUGUUGUUUCCUUUACAGGCUCUUUGCAGCUUAUGAUGUAUGACAUGUUACCAUGUUUUUCAACACAUUUAUAUUAGUAAAAAAGACUGGCAUGCCAAAUAAAAUUAUAGUAAUUUAUUG
Etheostoma cragini (Arkansas darter) is the source of this 1838-nucleotide messenger RNA. RefSeq names its product methyltransferase like 27 (gene mettl27). The transcript has 6 exons. The coding region runs from base 34 to 720 and encodes 228 amino acids. The record is from RefSeq and is a predicted model, not a curated record. Lineage: Eukaryota; Metazoa; Chordata; Actinopteri; Perciformes; Percidae.